GCGGGCAGAGCGCGGAGCCGGCGGCGGGCGCUGCCGGCACAGCCAGCAUGUCCUCCAUCCUGCCCUUCACUCCUCCCAUCGUCAAGCGGCUCCUGGGCUGGAAGAAAGGCGAGCAGAACGGGCAGGAGGAGAAAUGGUGCGAGAAGGCGGUGAAGAGCCUGGUGAAGAAGCUGAAGAAGACGGGGCAGCUGGACGAGCUGGAGAAGGCGAUCACCACGCAGAACAUCAACACCAAGUGCAUCACCAUCCCCAGGUCCCUGGAUGGAAGGCUGCAGGUGUCCCACAGGAAGGGGCUCCCCCACGUCAUCUACUGCCGCCUGUGGCGCUGGCCCGACCUGCACAGCCACCACGAGCUGCGCGCCAUGGAGAUGUGCGAGUUCGCCUUCAACAUGAAGAAGGACGAGGUCUGCGUCAACCCCUACCACUACCAGAGAGUGGAGACCCCAGUGCUGCCCCCGGUGCUGGUGCCGCGGCACACGGAGAUCCCGGCCGAGUUCCCGCCCCUGGAUGACUACAGCCACUCCAUCCCAGAGAACACUAACUUCCCUGCAGGUAUCGAGCCCCAGAGCAACUACAUUCCAGAGACCCCUCCUCCAGGCUACCUGAGUGAGGAUGGAGAAACCAGUGACCACCAGAUGAACCCCAGCAUGGAUGCAGGUUCUCCAAACCUAUCACCAAACCCCAUGUCUCCAGCACACAACAACCUGGACCUGCAGCCCGUGACCUACUGCGAGCCGGCCUUCUGGUGCUCCAUCUCCUACUACGAGCUCAACCAGAGGGUGGGGGAGACCUUCCACGCCUCGCAGCCCUCCAUGACCGUGGACGGCUUCACCGACCCCUCCAACUCGGAGCGCUUCUGCCUGGGGCUGCUGUCCAACGUCAACCGCAACGCGGCCGUGGAGCUCACCCGGCGCCACAUCGGCCGCGGCGUGAGGCUGUACUACAUCGGCGGGGAGGUGUUCGCCGAGUGCCUCAGCGACAGCGCCAUCUUCGUGCAGUCGCCCAACUGCAACCAGCGCUACGGCUGGCACCCGGCCACGGUGUGCAAGAUCCCGCCAGGCUGUAACCUGAAGAUCUUUAACAACCAGGAGUUCGCGGCGCUGCUGGCGCAGUCGGUGAACCAGGGCUUCGAGGCCGUGUACCAGCUGACGCGCAUGUGCACCAUCCGCAUGAGCUUCGUCAAGGGCUGGGGCGCCGAGUACAGGAGGCAGACGGUGACCAGCACUCCCUGCUGGAUCGAGCUGCACCUCAACGGGCCCCUGCAGUGGCUGGACAAGGUCCUGACACAGAUGGGCUCCCCCAGCAUCCGCUGCUCCAGCGUCUCCUAAGGAACCCCCUGGGGCCCUGGGCAACGAGGACUGCAACGCCCUUAGCAAAGGCUUAGUAAACAACUCCCCAGUUACUCAAGCAAUGAGAAAAAAAUCUGCUUCAAAAACAGAAAGAAGUGGGUUUUCUUUGUUUUGUUGUUGUUUUUAAAUACCCAUUUAAGCCACUUCCACUGAAACUGUCGGCACUUUGGUCGGACUGCAGUUGGAAUUUGGAGCUGGAGUUGGUGAGGAUGAAGAGCUGGAUGUUGUUUCAGUGGAGAGCAGGCACUGCUCACCUGCCUCCAGGCUGUGUGUGGCACAGGAGCCAUCCCAGCUGCCAGGAAACUUCCCCUUCCCUCACACAGCUCCAGGCUCUGCAGCAUCCCAGGAACCCCAGAGCCUGAGGGCUCCAGGAUGGGAACACCAGAGCCUGUGGGACUCUGGAAUGGGAACACCAGAGCCUGAGGGCUCCAGGAUGGGAACACCAGAGCCUGAGGGCUCCAGGAUGGGAACACCAGAGCCUGAGGAACCCUGGGA
Melospiza georgiana is the source of this 1844-nucleotide messenger RNA. It is a transcript of the gene SMAD3, whose product is annotated as SMAD family member 3. Gene Ontology annotation, molecular function: I-SMAD binding; RNA polymerase II cis-regulatory region sequence-specific DNA binding; DNA-binding transcription factor activity, RNA polymerase II-specific. Gene Ontology annotation, biological process: regulation of transcription by RNA polymerase II; transforming growth factor beta receptor signaling pathway; cell differentiation. Lineage: Eukaryota; Metazoa; Chordata; Aves; Passeriformes; Passerellidae. The transcript is spliced from 9 exons. Gene Ontology annotation, cellular component: heteromeric SMAD protein complex. The record is from RefSeq and is a predicted model, not a curated record. Bases 48 to 1328 code for a protein of 426 amino acids.